Messenger RNA from Euleptes europaea (tarantolino), 1687 nucleotides. RefSeq names its product transcription factor 12 (gene TCF12). Gene Ontology annotation, molecular function: RNA polymerase II cis-regulatory region sequence-specific DNA binding; protein dimerization activity; DNA-binding transcription factor activity, RNA polymerase II-specific. The record is from RefSeq and is a predicted model, not a curated record. Gene Ontology annotation, cellular component: transcription regulator complex. Gene Ontology annotation, biological process: regulation of transcription by RNA polymerase II. NCBI's taxonomy places the organism in Eukaryota, Metazoa, Chordata, Lepidosauria, Squamata, Sphaerodactylidae. The transcript has 13 exons. The coding region runs from base 54 to 1676 and encodes 540 amino acids.
UUGGGGGGAAGCGAUGCACUUUGCCUGUGGGCAGUGUUGCUUUUAGAGCAAACAUGUAUUGUGCCUACCCGGUACCUGGAAUGAACAGCAACCCUUUGAUGUAUUAUUACAAUGGGAAAACGGUUUACGCGCCAUCUCCUAAUUCUGAUGACUUCAACAGAGAAUCGCCAAGUUACCCAUCUCCUAAGCCACCCAGCAGUAUGUUUGCCAGCACUUUCUUUUUGCAAGAUGGGACCCACAGUGCUUCUGAUCUUUGGAGCCCUUCUAAUGGGAUGAGCCAGCCUGGCUAUGGCGGAAUGCUCGGAAGUUCCUCGUCUCACCUGUCGCAGUCAGGCAGCUACGGCAGCCUCCAUGCCCACGACCGCUUGAGCUACCCCCCACAUUCAGUCUCGCCCACAGAUCUCAACAACAGUCUUCCUCCAAUGUCCAGCUUCCACCGGGGCAGUGCCGGCAGUUCCUCAUACGUGGCAACCUCUCACACCCCACCUGUCAAUGGAUCAGACAGCAGCAACAUCCUGGUGAACAGAGGCAAUGCUGCAGGAGGCUCACAGACUGGGGAUGCCCUGGGGAAGGCUUUGGCCUCCAUUUAUUCCCCGGACCACACCAGCAGUAGUUUUCCAUCAAAUCCGUCGACACCGGUUGGAUCACCAUCACCUCUCAGUGGUGCCGGCCAGUGGUCGAGGGCUGGAGGACCGGCCCCUUCGUCCCCAAACUAUGAGAAUUCUCUGCACUCCUUGAAAAACCGAGUUGAACAACAGCUUCACGAGCAUUUGCAAGAUGCGAUGUCCUUCUUAAAGGAUGUCUGUGAGUCCCGGAUGGAGGAUCGCUUGGACAGACUGGACGAUGCCAUCCAUGUGCUGCGGAACCACGCGGUGGGGCCUUCGACGAACCUGGCCGGGGCCCACGCAGACAUACACAAUAUACUGGGACCAUCCCACAAUGGGCCUGGGAGCAAUUUGAGCUCGAAUUACGGAGCAUCCAGUCUCAUCACGACCAGCCGGCUGGUAAGCGGAGAUGCCUCUCACCGAGAAGACAGUGUCAGCCUCAGCAGCAGCCACUCUGUCCUGCCCAGCACAGUUCCUGCUCCAAAUGCAGAACUCAACCAUAAAGCACAAGAAAGCUACAGAGCGCUGUCAGCGGGGUUGCCGAGCCAGUCCGUCGCGUUGGGUCCAGCCGAAAUCAAGUCGGAGCACAAGGAGAAGGAUGAAAACGCGCACGACCCUGCCUCCUCCGACGACAUGCGGUCCGACGACGAGUCAUCCCAGAAAGAUAUCAAGCUCUCAUCCAGAGGCAGGACGAGUAGCACUAAUGAAGACGAGGAUUUGAAUCCGGAGCAGAAGCUGGAGCGGGAGCGGGAGAGGCGGAUGGCCAACAACGCCCGCGAGCGCCUGCGGGUCCGAGACAUCAACGAGGCAUUCAAGGAGCUAGGCCGGAUGUGCCAGCUGCACCUGAAGAGCGAGAAGCCCCAGACCAAGCUGCUGAUUCUCCACCAGGCCGUGGCCGUCAUCCUCAGCCUGGAGCAGCAAGUCAGGGAGAGAAACCUAAACCCCAAAGCAGCCUGCCUUAAAAGAAGGGAAGAGGAAAAAGUGUCUGCCGUAUCGGCGGAGCCACCAUCCACCCAUCCAGGAAGCCACCCUGGGCUUAGUGAAACUACCAACCCUAUGGGUCACAUGUGAACACCAGCCAG